CAACGUAGGCUUUCUUUUGGCGAAAGAACGGAGCCUGUAUUUAUCAAGGAAGUUGAGUUAUUGCAAAAACAAAAAAGGUCUUAAACUUUUGUGGAGCACUUUUACUGGUACCGGUACCGGUACUGAUGCAUACCUAGUGAAAAUCAAAGUUUUCCAUAAAAUCCAUAGAAAAGCAUGUUAGAAAAUUCUCGGCAAAAAUACAUCGAUUUUCGUUUACGAUAUUGUCUCUUGUAUGAAUUUGAACGCGAUCGGACAUUUACUCCACAUUUUUCAAUAAGUUGAAAAAUGAAGAUAGUAGGAUCAUUCAGGUGACAGAAAUUGAGAUUUAACAUUUACUCUUUCUUGCAUCUUAAAAAUAAUCUCAUCUAUUUUAUUCUCACAGGUAAAGAAGGACGUCAUCCAAUAUCAGAGGAAAUAAUUGAUCCUGAUCCAGAUAGAAAAUAUGCUUAUGUAUUUCUUAAAAAUGAAACUUUUCAAUAUCCUGAAUUAUGGAAAAAGAAAAAACCACACGAAGAAUUGGUGCAAGAAGAAAAACGUAUGGCAAAUUUAUCUAAUAAACAAGCGAACAUAACCGCACAUAGACCGGGCCUUACGAACUGGUUCAGAUAG
Messenger RNA from Didymodactylos carnosus, 609 nucleotides. NCBI's taxonomy places the organism in Eukaryota, Metazoa, Rotifera, Eurotatoria, Philodinida, Philodinidae. The record is from the annotation of a GenBank genome assembly.